Microthlaspi erraticum is the source of this 2883-nucleotide messenger RNA. The record is from the annotation of a GenBank genome assembly. NCBI's taxonomy places the organism in Eukaryota, Viridiplantae, Streptophyta, Magnoliopsida, Brassicales, Brassicaceae.
AUGGGAUUUUUCGUGAUGAUUAGAGGAGUCUCUAUGGUGAAAGCAACGAGGCUUGUGUUGUUAUGUGUUUCUGUUUUGUGGGUCGUUCCAAAGGAAUGCGCCGGCGAAAGUGAUUUCUCAAGAAACUCGCCUUCUUCUUCUUCUUCCUCUUCGCCGCCAUUAUCACAGAGGCCAAGCUCUGUGAAUGUUGGAGCUCUGUUUACUUACGAUUCUUUCAUCGGAAGAGCGGCUAAACUCGCGUUUAAAGCGGCUAUGGAUGACGUUAAUGCUGACCAAACUGUACUUAAGGGCGUCAAGCUUAACAUCGUCUUUCAAGACUCAAAUUGCAGUGGAUUCAUUGGCACCAUGGGAGCUUUGGAGCUGAUGGAAACUCAAGUGGUUGCAGCCAUUGGUCCACAAUCAUCAGGGAUUGCUCACAUGAUCUCCCAUGUGGCUAAUGAGCUCCAUGUACCUCUCUUGUCAUUUGGAGCCACCGAUCCGACUCUAUCAUCUCUCCAGUACCCUUACUUCAUCCGCACCACGCAGAACGAUUACUUCCAAAUGUAUGCAGUCACAGAUUUUCUAUCUUAUAAAGGAUGGAGACAAGUCAUUGCGAUAUUCGUCGAUGACGAGUGUGGUAGGAACGGGAUCUCUGUUCUAGGCGAUGCAUUAGCCAAGAAACGCAUGAGGAUCUCUUACAAGGCUGCGAUCACACCUGGUGCUGAUACUAGCUCCAUCAGAGACUUGUUGGUCGCUGUUAACCUGAUGGAGUCUCGUGUUUUCGUUGUUCAUGUGAACCCUGACUCUGGUUUAAACGUUUUCUCUGAGGCUAAGUCUCUUGGAAUGAUGGGAAGUGGUUAUGUUUGGAUCGCAACAGACUGGCUCCCAACAGCUAUUGAUUCCAUGGAGGCUGAUGAUUCUUUGAAGGCAAUGGAUCUCUUGCAAGGAGUGGUUGCUUUCCGCCAUUACACAGCCGAGAGUAGUAUGAAGAGAUGGUUUAUGGAAAGAUGGAAGAAGCUUAGACACAGUUAUGAUGGCUUUAACUCUUAUGGAUUGUAUGCUUAUGACUCUGUUUGGUUGGUUGCUCGUUCCCUCGAUGUGUUCUUCAGAGAAAACAAUGAAGUAACUUUCUCCAACGAUGCGAAUCUGCACAAAACGAACAGUAGCAGUAUUCAGUUAUCAGCACUCAGUGUAUUCAAUGAAGGAGAGAAGUUGCUAGAGAUCAUUCUUGGGAUGAAUCAUACCGGUGUGACGGGGCUAACCAAGUUUGAUUCAGAGAGAAACCGGGUUAACCCGGCUUAUGAGGUUCUGAACAUAGAAGGUACAGGUCCACGCAGGGUCGGGUACUGGUCAAAUCAUUCAGGUCUCUCAGUGGUGCCUCCAGAGACAUUGUACUCUAAGCCUCCAAACACAUCUACAGCAAACCAACGUCUUUAUGAUAUCAUAUGGCCAGGUGAAGUAACUAAGCCUCCUCGUGGUUGGGUGUUUCCUAACAAUGGAGAACCGCUCAAAAUCGUGGUGCCUAACCGCGUGAGCUAUAGAGAUUACGUUUCCAAGGACAAGAACCCGCCUGGUGUUAGAGGCUACUGCAUUGAUGUCUUUGAAGCCGCCAUUGAGUUGCUUCCGUACCCUGUUCCUCGUACUUAUGUGCUGUAUGGAGACGGGAAGAGAAAUCCUUCUUACGAUAAUCUCAUCAAUGCAGUUGUUGCAAAUACGUACGAUGUAGCUGUAGGAGAUAUCACGAUUGUUACAAACAGAACAAGAGUUGUAGAUUUCACACAGCCGUUUAUAGAAUCAGGGCUUGUGGUGGUGGCUCCGGUUAAGGAGGCCAAGUCUAGUCCUUGGGCUUUUCUGAAACCAUUCACUAUAGAGAUGUGGGCUGUCACUGGAGCCUUCUUUCUCUUUGUGGGAGCCAUUGUCUGGAUUCUUGAACACCGCUUUAACCACGAGUUCCGUGGUCCUCCUAGGCGUCAACUCAUCACCAUCUUCUGGUUUAGCUUCUCGACCAUGUUCUUCUCUCAUAGGGAGAACACAGUGAGCUCAUUGGGGAGGAUGGUGCUGAUCAUAUGGUUAUUUGUGGUUCUUAUCAUCAACUCAAGCUACACCGCUAGUCUCACUUCGAUCUUGACCAUUCAGCAGCUGACAUCUCGGAUUGAAGGAAUAGAUAGCUUGAUAGCGAGCAAUGAGCCAAUUGGAGUACAAGACGGUACCUUUGCUCGGAACUAUCUGAUCAACGAGCUUAACAUAUCUCCUUCUAGGAUUGUUCCACUGAGAGACGAAGAACAGUACCUUUCUGCUCUUCAACUUGGCCCCAACAAACUUGGCGGUGUGGCAGCCAUUGUAGACGAGCUUCCUUACAUCGAAGUCCUUUUGACAAACAGCAACUGCAAGUUCCGUACAGUAGGACAAGAGUUCACACGCACAGGCUGGGGUUUCGCAUUCCAGAGAGACUCACCUUUAGCUGUGGACAUGUCGACGGCUAUCUUGCAGCUGUCUGAAGAAGGCGAGCUCGAGAAAAUCCACAGGAAAUGGCUUAACUACAAGCAUGAAUGCUCGAUGCAAAUCUCAAACAGUGAGAACUCUGAGCUUUCGCUCAAGAGUUUCUGGGGACUCUUCCUAAUCUGUGGCAUCACUUGCUUCAUGGCCCUCACUGUCUUCUUCUGGAGGGUUUUCUGGCAGUACCAGAGAUUGCUACCAGAUAGUGGUGGGGACGAGGAAAGGGCACGUGAAGCGUCUGAGACAUCUCGAUCAGGGAGAGGUUUACGAGCACCGAGUUUCAAGGAACUGAUAAAAGUUGUGGAUAAGAGGGAAGCAGAGAUCAAGGAGAUGCUGAAGCAGAAGAAACUCAAUACUAGCCAAAGUGGAGCUGGGAGUUCACAUUCACAACACAGCGAUAUUCCUUAA